UGGCUCGCUCUCCUCCCUGUUGCCGUGGAAACAGGGCUGGUCCAGGUGCAGCCACUAACUGGCGUCCUCCCGGUCACGUGGGGUCUAGACAAGGAGCAGUGGAAAAAGUAGUGCGUCUGCGUUCUCAUCAACGGCGAGUUGACGGGAGCAGGCUGCGUAGUUCUCCGGUAACCCUACAAACAAAGUAACGGUGGCCUGUCGUCGGCCCGGUCAUCGACUCAGCGUUCAUCUGGAAUAGAAAGUAUCUAGAACAAAUAAAUGUUCGAAGAACAUGUAAUGUGGACUCGUCACGCUGAGGCUUCGCGGUAUUUCCUCCGCUGUAGUCUUUACCGGGAAGCUGUGGACUUGGACCGCAGACCAGCACAUCCCCGCGGCCGCCAGUCGGAAUAUGCUGCAUCAUGGAAUGCGCUCGUCUAAACUUUGAGUUUCCGGUCGGGCUCGGUGGCAGCACGGGGAGCUGCGGAGACUAAGGGGGGAAAGAGGUAAAGCUUCUCCCGCUGCGUGUACCUGUGGAUGUUGGACGCCUGUGUCAGUGAACGGCGCGCGCACCUCCAGGACCUACAGGCGCUGGCUGUGCUGGGAUGCUCGCUUCCCUUCCAGCUGUGGUUUCUCCAGUAAGACCGGUGCUCUCCCGGGAUGGCCCGCUUUGAAGACGAACUCUCCGGCCGCUAUGGAGGCAGCUGUCCCAUGGGACCGAGCAGAGGGGCCGGCCGGCCCCCGGGGGUCCAGAGGGUGUACAAGCAGACGAUGGCGCAGAGAGCCAGGACCAUGGCCAUUUACAACCCCAUUCCGGUCAAACAGAACUGCCUCACCGUUAACCGCUCUCUGUUCGCCUUCAGUGAGGAUAACAUCAUACGGAAAUAUGCCAAAAGGAUCACAGAGUGGCCUCCAUUUGAGUACAUGAUCCUGGCCACCAUAAUAGCAAACUGCAUUGUGCUGGCCCUGGAGCAACACCUCCCGGCCUUGGACCAAACACCAAUGUCAGAGCGUUUGGACGACACAGAGCCCUACUUUAUUGGAAUAUUUUGUUUUGAGGCUGGCAUCAAGAUCAUCGCACUGGGCUUUGCCUUUCACAAAGGCUCAUACCUGCGUAAUGGCUGGAAUGUAAUGGAUUUUGUGGUGGUCCUAACAGGGAUCCUUGCCACUGUUGGGGCUGACUUUGAUCUGACGACACUGAGGGCUGUGAGAGUGUUGCGGCCACUCAAACUGGUCUCCGGCAUUCCAAGUCUUCAGGUGGUAUUAAAGUCUAUUAUGAAAGCCAUGGUGCCUCUGCUGCAGAUUGGCUUGCUACUCUUCUUCGCCAUCCUCAUGUUUGCGAUCAUUGGCCUUGACUUCUACAUGGGCAAGUUCCACCGCACCUGCUUUAGAAUUGACACAGACGAACAAGUAGCGGAUUUCCCUUGUGGGCUGGAGGCUCCAGCAAGGACCUGUGCUAAUGGCACAGCCUGCAGGGAGUACUGGACUGGACCCAACUUUGGUAUCACCAACUUUGACAAUAUCCUCUUCGCGGUUCUCACGGUUUUCCAGUGCAUCACAAUGGAGGGAUGGGUGGACAUUCUCUACAACGCCAACGAUGCUUCAGGGAACACAUGGAACUGGCUAUACUUCAUCCCCCUCAUCAUCAUUGGUUCCUUCUUCAUGCUAAAUCUGGUGUUGGGUGUGCUGUCAGGGGAGUUUGCCAAGGAGAGAGAGCGGGUGGAGAAGAGGCAAGAAUUUCUGAAGCUGCGCAGGCAACAACAGAUUGAAAGAGAGUUAACUGGGUACCUGGAAUGGAUCUGCAAGGCAGAGGAGGUGAUGCUGGCUGAGGAAGACCAGAACGCAGAGGAGAAGUCUCUGGAUGGAGUAUGGUACAAAAAGAAACGCAACAGCUCUGUGCUGAAAAGGACCAAGAAGAGUAAGAAUGACCUCAUCAAUGCAGAGGAAGGCGAAGACCACUUCACUGACAUCUCAUCCGUUGCCCCCCCAGGGUCGCCGUUCGCCCGAGCCAGCUUGAAGUGUAAGAACGAGAGCUCCUCUUACUUUAGAAGGAAAGAAAAGAGGAUACGCUUCACCAUCCGCCAUCUGGUCAAGUCCCAGAGCUUCUACUGGACUGUGCUAUGUCUGGUUGGCCUCAACACGUUGUGUGUAGCCAUUGUCCACUAUGACCAGCCCGAGUGGCUCACCUUUGCACUCUACCUAGCAGAGUUUGCCUUUCUUGGCCUGUUUCUGGCUGAGAUGUUCAUAAAAAUGUAUGGCCUCGGACCCCAGAACUACUUCCACUCAUCGUUCAACUGUUUUGACUUUGGGGUGAUCAUUGGCAGUAUUUUUGAGGUGAUCUGGGCUGCCAUCAAACCCGGGGCGUCAUUUGGGAUCAGUGUGCUGCGGGCUCUGCGGCUGCUCAGGAUUUUUAAAGUGACAAAGUACUGGAACUCUUUGAGGAAUCUGGUGGUAUCCCUCCUCAACUCAAUGAAGUCUAUCAUCAGCCUGCUGUUCCUCCUCUUCCUCUUCAUUGUUGUCUUUGCACUUCUGGGCAUGCAGCUGUUUGGUGGCCAAUUUAAUUUUGAAGACGAAACGCCGACAACAAACUUCGACACAUUCCCAGCAGCGAUUCUCACUGUGUUCCAGAUCCUAACUGGGGAGGACUGGAAUGCAGUCAUGUACCAUGGGAUCGAAUCCCAAGGAGGAGUUCAAAGGGGAAUGUUCUCCUCCAUCUAUUUUAUUGUUCUCACUCUCUUCGGAAACUACACACUUCUCAACGUAUUCUUGGCAAUUGCUGUCGAUAACCUUGCAAAUGCACAAGAGCUUACUAAGGAUGAAGAAGAGCAGGAGGAGGCCAUCAAUAAGAAGCUUGCCCUCCAGAAGGCUAAGGAGGUAACAGAGGCCAGCCCCACGUCAGCCACUAACAUCUCCAUCGCAGCUUUUCUAACACGCAGUCGAGGUAACGCGCACUCAAGCGGCUCAUCUGUCUGCAGUGUUAACUCCUUGAGUUAUGUCUGCACCCCAGUCCAUCAGUACCUGAGUAAGGACCAGCAGAAAUCAAUGAAGACAAUGUCUGUAUGGGAGCAGAGGACCAAACAAUUGAGGAGGCAAAACCAGGCGAGCUGCGAGGCCCUCUACAGUGAGCUGGAGCUUGAGGAGCGUCUCCGCCUGUCCUCAGCCCUCCACACCCGGCCAGACAUGAAAACCCACCUUGACCGGCCACUCGUUGUCGAGCCUCGUGAAGGGCCUUUCCAUGCUGGCCAUAAAUACCACCAUCACAAGCCUUGCAUGUCAGAGGCAGGGUUGACAGCCACUGCUCCUCCUCCCCCUGUUCCUCGCAACCACAACUGCCACAGAGAGAGAGACGCUGACCCGGCCAGAGCAAGACAGGUUACAAAUGAUAACACUGGUACCAGUAAGGACGGAGGCCCUCAUGUCCAUCACAGGAACUCCAAGGAUCCCAAAGGCAGCUUCGGAAAUAUGCGGAAAAGCGAAGGGUCCCACAGGACACACAACCAUCAGAGCUCAGUGGAUCACAGCGGAGCGGGAGGACUCACUAGGGCGAGAGAGCAUCGGCAUCACUCGCACCGGCAGUCCAAAGCGGGCAACGGGACAGUAAACAGUGGUGACAGGGCGGAUCCAAGAUCCCGCCACAAAGACAAAUUGUCAUCUAACAGGAAUGGGGAUCGACAUUGUAAAGGAGACAGUGGAAGCCCUGGAGAGAGGAGGCAUCGGAUUCAAAGAUCCAAGGGCGAAUCAGUUGAAGGAGAGGAGUCCAACGAAAGAAAGAAGACCCACAACAGGGACAGGUUCGGUGACCUGUCGGGAAAGUCCUUCGCUUUCUCCCCCCAGCAGGACUUUAAGGGGUGCAGCUGGCCUCCUGACCAACCAGAGGACUCAGACCACCAGAGGGGGGUCAGAAGAACUGGCCAAACCUCCAUUCAAAUUCUUCCUGUGACUAUCACAUCCCCAUCUGGAGACCCCCCCUUUAUACAAACUACUGUUCUUCGCAGUACAGUGAAUAGUUUUGACUGUGAGACAAUGCCCAUGAAGGAGAGUGGAUCCAAACCCAUCCUGCCUUACAGUUCCAUGUUCAUCUUUGGACACACCAAUCCGGUGAGGCGGUUAUGUCACUAUAUUGUGACUCUGCGUUAUUUUGAGAUGUCCAUCCUGGUUGUCAUUACUAUGAGCAGUAUUGCUUUGGCAGCAGAGGACCCUGUCUGGACAAAUGCUCCUCGCAACAAUGUGCUCAAAUAUCUGGACUACGUCUUCACUGGUGUUUUCACGUUUGAAAUGGUGAUCAAGAUGGUGGACCUUGGCCUGUUGCUUCAUCCUGGAGCCUACUUCCGGGACCUCUGGAACAUUCUAGACUUCAUAGUGGUCAGUGGGGCACUGGUGGCUUUUGCAUUUUCGAGCUUCAUGGGUAGAUCGCAACAAGGUGUGACCAGGGGGACCAAAGGCAAGGACAUCAGCACAAUCAAGUCACUGAGGGUUCUCAGAGUGCUCAGGCCUCUAAAAACCAUCAAACGUCUGCCAAAACUGAAGGCGGUGUUUGACUGUGUGGUCAAUUCUUUAAAGAAUGUGCUGAACAUCCUCAUAGUUUACAUCCUCUUCAUGUUCAUCUUUGCGGUCAUUGCGGUUCAGCUCUUUAAGGGAAAAUUCUUCUACUGCACAGACGAGUCCAAGGGCCUCGAGAAGGACUGCAAAGGGCAGUUUCUUGACUACGACCAAGAUGAGGUGGCCGCCAUGCCCAGAGAGUGGAAGAAAUAUGAGUUCCAUUAUGACAAUGUUCUUUGGGCCUUCCUGACCCUCUUCACGGUCUCCACUGGGGAGGGCUGGCCAACUGUCUUGAAGCACUCUGUGGAUGCUACCUUUGAAGACACGGGUCCCAGUCCAGGCUACCGGAUAGAAAUGUCCAUCUUCUAUGUGGUUUACUUUGUGGUCUUCCCUUUCUUUUUUGUGAACAUCUUCGUCGCUCUAAUCAUCAUCACCUUCCAGGAGCAGGGAGACAAGGCCCUAUCUGAGUGCAGCUUGGAAAAGAAUGAGAGGGCUUGUAUUGACUUUGCCAUAAACGCCAGACCUCUAACACGCUACAUGCCCCAGGACAAGCAGUCCUUUCAGUACAAGAUGUGGAAGUUUGUGGUCUCCCCUCCAUUUGAGUAUUCUAUCAUGAUCAUGAUUGCUCUCAAUACUAUAGUACUCAUGAUGAAGUUCCAUGGAGCUCCAGACUUCUAUGAAGCAAUGCUGAAGAACCUCAACAUAGUCUUCACCACCCUUUUCUCUCUGGAGUGUAUCCUAAAAAUCAUUGCGUUUGGUCCAUUGAACUACUUAAGGGAUGCCUGGAACGUGUUUGACUUUGUCACCGUGUUGGGCAGCAUCACUGACAUCCUGGUGACGGAAAUCAAUACCACGGACAAGCUGCUGAACCUGAGCUUCCUGAGGCUGUUUAGAGCUGCUCGGCUCAUCAAGCUGCUAAGACAGGGCUACACCAUUCGCAUACUGCUGUGGACCUUUGUCCAGUCCUUCAAGGCCCUGCCUUAUGUAUGCCUUCUGAUUGCGAUGCUGUUCUUCAUUUACGCCAUCAUUGGGAUGCAGGUGUUUGGCAACAUUGCGCUGAAUGAGGAUACAGCUAUCAAUCAUCACAACAACUUCCGUACUUUCCUCCAAGCGCUCAUGCUGCUGUUCAGGAGUGCAACUGGCGAGGCCUGGCACGAGAUAAUGUUGUCCUGUCUAAGUCAGCGAGCCUGUGACGCGCGAUCGGGGUCCCAUGGGAACGAGUGUGGCAGUGAUUUUGCAUACUUCUACUUUGUCUCCUUCAUCUUCCUCUGUUCCUUCCUGAUGCUGAACCUGUUUGUGGCUGUCAUAAUGGACAACUUUGAGUACCUAACCAGAGACUCCUCCAUCCUGGGACCUCAUCACCUCGAUGAGUUCAUCCGGGUUUGGGCUGAGUACGACCCGGCUGCAUGCGGACGGAUUUCCUAUAAGGAUAUGUACAAUUUGUUACGCAUUAUCUCACCCCCCCUGGGCUUAGGAAAGAACUGCCCUAAUAGGGUAGCAUACAAGCGCCUCGUUAAAAUGAACAUGCCCAUUGCUGAUGACAACAGCGUCCAUUUCACCUCCACCCUGAUGGCCCUGAUUCGCACUGCCCUGGAGAUCAAACUGGCCUCAGGUAUGGUAGCCCAGUGCUUAUCUGAUGCUGAGUUAAAGAAGGAGUUGUCUACAGUGUGGCCCAGUCUCUCUCAAAAGACCAUGGAUCUGUUGGUGACACCACAUAAACCCAAUGAACUUACCAUUGGAAAGGUUUAUGCGGCUCUGAUGAUCUUCGACUACUACAAGCAGAAUCGAGCGAAGAGGCUGCAGCAGCAGCAGCAGCAACAGGGCGCGUCAGGCUCCCAGUGCAAGGUCGGAGCUCUGUUUACGCCAUUGCUGCCUCUGACUCAAAUGCAGGAGAAAGAUCUGCCUUUGAUGCUAAACAGUGUGGAGCCUCCCAGCAUGCUUCAGCCUCAGCCCAAACUCCAUGCCAAGUCCCAGCCACAGACCAGACCUAGCUCCAACUCCCUCAACAAUGGAGCCACACUGCCAGGACAUAACCGCAACAUCAACGUAUCAUCUUCCUGGUUAAUGGAGAAACCCGAGGAAGUUCCCCGAGCUAAGAGAAUCGUAAUUAAGGGCCCAUCAGAGGACACACCAGACAUUGCUGUAGUGCAGGAAUCCGUGGAGAUGAAGAAAAUGGAGACCAGUGCCAGCGGCACAAUACCAGUCCCUGGCUCUGGUCUGGACAACAACGGCAGAGCAGCCUCUAUGCCUCGACUCAAUGCUAAACAGCCGACUGUUCCUAAUGGCAGCCCGAUGAAGCGCUCAGCCUCCAGUGUGGCCCCACACCAACCCCAGGAGAUCAAUCUGCGAGACUACACCUUGGAGAAACCUGUCCAAGACAGGCCCCGCCGCCACCGCCACCACCACCACCACCACCACCACCAAUGCCACCGUCGCCGAGAUAGGGACAGAGAAAAAGACAAGGAGAAGAGGCAGAGGCCUUUGGAAACACCUCAAUGUGGUCAACCACCUAGAUCUGCUGGUGCAACGGGAGAGCCAGAGUCUGACCCAGCUACCUCCAAAGAUCGAGUACACGACCGCGGACGCUCCCACGACAGGAAGCACUACUCCUCUGCGGAUAAGCAGCGAUACUAUUCAUGCGACCGCUACUGCAGCCGGGAAUACUGCCCCACCAAAUCUGCUAACCCCAGCUGUGCCGUCUCCCCGAGCGAGGGGCAGGAAACCAGCAACAAGCAGGACAGUGUUUGGGUUAAAGGCAGCCCAGUGUCACUGAGUUCCAUUUCUAGCACGCCAAGCCGAAGACGUCGGCAGCUUCCCCGGACCCCCCUAACCCUGAAGCCAGGGGUGGCCUACAAGACUGCCAAUUUAUCCCCUGUGCACUUUGUGUCCAGUCGGGCUUCUCUGAGCUGCGGCCUGCCGGAGCACGAUGCCCUGUGGCACGGUACCCUCCACUUUCCCUGCCCCGUCACUCGUUUCAACUCCGAGCCCUUCCUGGGUCGGGGCCACAGCGAGGACCUGGACAGCCUGUACGGCAGCUUCCGGGACCAGCUGGAGAUCUUUCAGGAUGCAGUGUCAGUGACAUCCAGUGGCAGCAGAACUUAGUGGUGUCUAACGGGUACCACUACAACAUUGGGGGAGGCACCACCCCAGGCUCUGGUAUCAGGGUAGAGGAGAAAUGGUGCUAAAAUUGAGUGAAUUUAGUGAAUUCUUGAGGAAUUGUGAUGGGUUUUAUCAUCUUCUUGGAAGGCUUUAGUUUACAUCAUCAGUGUAUUUAUCGCUGUAUUUUUUUAUCCUAACAUGGAGAGCUAAGUUUAGGUGGGGAAUCAAAGCAGGGAAGUGGGUAAUAUAUUUGAACAUUAACAAAAAGUAAUCUUUAUCAAGGGGCUCGUAGCAUCAUAAAACAAAAUCUCACUGUAGUUUCCUCUGUAGUUUCGGCUUUGACUCAAGCUUUUUCAUUACACAAAAUUAAUACUAAUUAUUAAUACAACACAUUAAUUGCACAUAUCCGAUUUCUCCAUUGUACAUGUUCAAAUCUGUAAUUAGUGCAGCUUUAACAAUACAUUAUUAUAGUAUAGUAUAUACAGUAAAGUUUGGACACAUAUAUAAAUAUAUGUAUGUAUGUAAUUAUAUCUAUGUAUGUGUGUAUAUAUAUUUAUAUAGAUGUGUCUAUAUAAAUAUAACCUAUACUAGUCGACGUGGCGCAGGGAUAGAGAGGGUGGGGAACCGCAAGGUUGGCAGUUUGAGCCCCGGCUGCUCCAUGUCCAUGUCCCAUGUCGAAGUGUCCCUGAGCAAGACACCUAACCCCUAAUUGCUCCCCGGGCCAAAAAUGUAAAAAGCCAUGGGUUAAAAAUGUAGUGUAAGUCGCUUUGGACAAAAGCGUCAGCUAAAUUACCUGGAAUGUUUGUUCUUUGACAUCUGUGCACAACAUACACAAUAAUGGAGGCGACACAUGCAAAAGCCCUUUUUUCAUACGGCUGACGACAACACAAUACUUGUGUAUGAGUUGUGCUCUCUCUCAGCUGAUUACCAUCUUGCCUUCGUCCAUAUUAUUAUUACAGCCAAGAGCAGAGCAUACUGUAUAAUAGUCCUUAUUAAGCUGUAAGUGAAGUUAGUUAUGGACGCUUCAGUUAAAGUCAGAAUGGUGGUUUCAACAGAAAGUGAUGAAAACAGGAAAAGAAAUGUCUCAAUAGCUCAGUAAAUUCAUUAGCAAGGACCACGCUAACAACUGAAUGCGUAACAAUUGUAUUUCCGUGACGUGAGCGAUAGGGUUGUAAGUUGAUCCAUCUAGCGCUCGGACGAGUUGUGGAGUUGUGUAGAGCUAUGCCGGAGGAUCCGCCAUUGCGACCAGGCCCGGCAAACCCCUUCAGACCCUACAAAAAACAGGUAGAAAGAAUGGGUGAAGAAAAAAAAGGGUUGGGAGGGUGGGAUUUGGAAUGUGUCAACGGGACGGGAAAAGGUUUAGGGAGGUAUUUAAAGAAAUCAGAAGAGGCGUGUUGGAGGCGUGGUCCUGCUCCGAAAAUUACACCAAUCAGCUUCAAUUCACUAGCACGGACCAUGCCACCAACUGAAUGUGUUUAACAAUUCGAUUUGCGAGAUGUGAGCGAUAGGAUUAUAAAUUGAUCCGUCUAGCAGUCAAAUGGGUUGUGGGGAGCUGCGUCGAAAGGAUCCGCCGCUAUCCGCCACUAUCUUGGAAAUAGUAAAUGUAACGAAACCUGUCUUGUAGAACGGAUCAAACGACGGGAAGGUUACUUGUAUGGUCGUGGAAGCUCUUCGAAGCUGUUCAGUAAGACUAGACGUUCAUGAGUUGAACAUCAGUGCCGAACAUGGAGGAACUGGCCUCAGAAGGGCUAGGUCUCCGAACCUGGCCUGAUGGAUUAACGCAUGCAGCGUCCUUGUUGAUAUGUCAACCACUGGGAGGUUGUCUGAGAGAAUAACGAUGGGCUUGCGAUACCACUCGUGGCUCCACAGGAUCGCAGGGGCUAUGAUGGGGUCGAUCUCUUGCAAGCUUCAGAGGCCAUCUUUGCUGUGAACCAUCUUCUGUUGUAAAAGCCCCCAAAGACCAACAGAUUGAGCUGUGUCCGUGUACAAAUUUAAACCGUGUGUAUGUGUUAACAUGUUGUUGGAAAAUGAAUAAUCCUGUUGCCAUUGUCUCUGGCCGAACUUUCUCUCCAGAGUUUCAAGCGGCCUCAACUGUCCAAGGGAAUGUAAUCUGGGAGAGAUGGGAUGGAUGCGGCUAAUGCUAGGUUGUCAAAGAUCUCCCUUGAGGAACGCCGCAUAGGGCAGAGUUUAGGUGGCCUAGAGGGAAAGAAGUUGGGGUUUAGUACAGCGUGUGGCAAGGAGGAAGCUGACUGCUAAACUCCAUGAGGUAAAUCACAGUCAGACGGUAAUUUAAGGGGUGUGGUUUGCAAAGGUAUGGAGGAGCAGUCUCAGCCGUUCCCUAAGCUGAACGUGUUGACAACGUAGAUGUGUUGAUGCAUGGACAGAUGACCGGGGAGGUAUAAAUGCAUGAACGAGCAACGUAUGGAACGUAUGUCACAUGGACAGGUGAAGACUUCCGGUGCCAGGGGUUACGCCAAGCCAUUGGGGUGGGUGGGAGAGGGUGUGGGGGGGUGCCUGUGUCCCGGUUUCGUGUGCACUGGCUAGAGCAAGCUGCUGCGGUGGUGGAAAUUGCAGGGCCCUAGCAUCCAGGUGCUCCAGCUAAGGCUAGCUGGAAAGGUUUCUCCUUUCUAGAAUGUUAGGUUAUUAUUACUAAGGAUCAUGGCUGUGAGCUGACAUCUCUGUGCUGGUAGCUCCAACUAGCCACAAAUGGUGUGACUGGGAGGCAUGAAGGUCCGGCAUUCCGUUGGAAACGCCUAGUAGUGGGGUGGCUGGGAAAUUCAGAGCUACUAGUGAUUUUCAUUUGGUGUUGCAAUGCACUAAUAUUGCUUCCAUUGUUGGUAGUAAAGUGCUUACGUUUGAUCAGAGGUGUCAAGUAACGAAGUGCAAAUACUGCACUUAAGUAUAAAUUUGGGGUAUCUAUACUUUACUGGGGUAUUUAUUUUUCAGACGACUUUUUACUUCUACUCCUUACAUUGUCACGCAAAUAUUAAUAAUAGCCUCGUUACUUCCGACUUGUCGUCGUUCAAAAACACACACACAAAAAAACCUAUCCAGAUAAAUAGCGCCAAUUGGAUAGGGUGAAUUUGAUUGUGUUUGGAUGAGUAUAAACAUUUACCAUCCAGACACCCUGUUGGUUUUCUCCGCGAUGCACAUGCAGAUUACAGUGACGCCGGGUGCGAAAAGUGGUCGGUGGAAAGUUGGUAUUUUGCGACAUGGACCCUCCUCCUCCUCAUCUUCCUCAUGCAGAUUCCAUGUAACAUUAAAUGAGUACCUUCAUGACCAUGGGUUUGUCGUAAAUGUUUUUUUCUAACUUUAUUGAGGCACAGUAGCGCAGCGUCUUAAAUAAAGUGGUAUGUGUAAUGCAGCUUUAAAAAUGAUUUUUCUUUAGGCUUUAGGGAUUCUGUAUUUGCUCAUAAAGCUUGAAAAAAUUGAUUAUUUGGCCAUUGUUUUGACAAACGACCGCUGCCAGUUCAGUGUUAUAACAGGGGUGCGUGCCCCCCCCAGCCCGGAAAAAGUGUGACUCCCCCCCCCAUGACAUAGUAAACCUGGGGGAGACACUGCAGUCUACCUGAUCAAUGGGAACAACGUGUGUGUACGUCCUCUGACUCGUGUCAUUAAGCCGUCACUGGAAAAUGGGUUAAGUUAUAUAGAUACAUUUGUCCCUCUGUUGUUUCAGCCUCUCUGAAAAUCACCAUGUCACGUGAUCUGAAGACACCUUCUGAUAAUAUUGUAAUGGACUGACAUGUUCUGUGAGCAAGGUUACACAUUAAGAGAUAAGAAGAGAUGUCCUUAAUGGAAUUUCUUUGGAUGGAAUGGAAAACCAGUACUUUAUAUAUAUACUUUUACUUAAGUAAAAAGCUUGAGUUGAUACUAAAAGUCUUUUUAAACCCUAUUAUCUAUACUUCUACUUGAGUAAUGAAUGUGAAUACUUUUGACACCUCUGUGUUUGAUCAUGUGUUACCUGACCUCGGUCCUGGUUUGGAAUGCAUCAACGGGGCGGGAAGAGGGUAAGGGAGUUAUUUACAGGGACCGGAAAAGCGUGUUGGAGGCGUGGUCCUGCUCCUGAUAUUUCGCCAAUUAGCUUCAUAAGAUGUAUUAUAAGCUCAAAAAACCUCUAACAUAACACUGUAAGAACAGCAGUGUAGUUCUUUAGUUCCAUGAUAAUGCCUAAUCGGAAAGAUUAAAUGCUAUUACAAAAGUAGCAUUGAUCUUUUUUUUCAUUUUGUUUUGCACGACUCAAGAGAGAUGCAACAGAUUACUAUCUGUUUGGUUUGUUUUCUAUAAAAAUGUCUUUGAAGAUGUUCUCUUUCCACUGUGUGCAUUUUGCAAACAAUUUUGUUUGCCAUUGUUUCAGGUCUAAUGUUUUUUUACAGACUAUUUGGGGGAUGUUUUCAGACAAAGUGCCUAUGCUUUUAGAUAUACUGUAGAAAACGUAAAACGUCAACUGUUUUCUAAAACAUCCCCACUUGAAUAGAUGUUUGUUUCAUUGCGUAUGAAACUGUGCAGGAAACCGUGUUGUACAGAAAGUUCUGGCAGAGAACUCUACCAACAGUUGGCCUAAAAGACAGAAACGGAAAAAGGAUCAUACGAAGUCCUUUAUUUAUUUAUUCAUUAUUUGAUAAACCAUUAAGUCGUAUCCCGGUGUAGAAGCCAUUAUGAAAACACUGUGUGAGCAAUUAACAACAUGCGAAAUGCAUAGAUAUAGCGAUCCAGUUAUGUUAAUGCCAGUAACACAUUGUGCAUGUAUAAAUAGACCUGGGUUUUUGAAACGAUGUGACAAUGUGAGUCUGUAGAGUAUGUGUUGGCUAGUGGCGGUCUGAAGGAGUUUAAUCCUGAGUUCACUGUGAUUUUACCCAAUUAGCAAAGGGUGCUCCAGUCUGACUCUUUCAUGGUCAUUUUCCUGCAGUCCACUCAAUUUCCGUCCACUUAAUUUCAUCAAACAUCUCAAUCCUCAGAUUCAGACUUCAGCAUGAUUAUGACCUAAUGUUUUGUAUAAAAUACCAUGAAAAAACAUGCAAAGAAAACACUUAAAUGUCGAUCACAGCAACCCUUUGCAUGUAUUUGCAUGCUUAACAUGAGAAUAUCAAAUUGAGUUUCCAUAGAUCAAAGUGGUUAAGUUACAAUAAAAGGCAUUUUAUAGAUCAACCUUGUAUACCGUCAAAGUCAUAUGUUCUCAAAGACGGGAACUUAUCCUUCUCCAGAUGUGUUUACCAUUUGAAUUGUCAAACUGAGUGAAAAGAAUAAAGAUCAACAUAUUUGUAGCUUUUUUACUAUGCAGUCUCUGAGUCAAAGGAAAGGUACCUGCAUGUGCUCAAGUCUGGACCAAUUGGCCAUCGAACGUUAUUAAGUUUUAUUUCUGCGUAACAUUUCACAAAAGAAUACAACGAUACGCAUGUUCUGGCAAUGUGUGUGCAUGUGAAAAACUUGGUACUGUUAGAUACUAUGUAUUAUUUUAUUGUUUCUUUGAUAAAAAAAAGGGUUAACAGUAUUGAUCUCUGUUUAAUGCUGCAGUUGUCUCUACAUUAACCAUUUUAUAUAAAGCAAAGUUCCUUGAAAUAAAUAAGAAUGAAAUGAAUUGGCCUCUGAACUGCUGGAAGUGUUGUGCUGUGGCACUAUGUACAUUUAAUCUGAUGUUCUGAGUCUUGUAUUAACCAUUAAAGACACAUUUGAAAGCUCCGGAAAAAUAAACUGCUCAGUAGACCCUGAGGUAAGAUUA
Gasterosteus aculeatus aculeatus (three-spined stickleback) is the source of this 13330-nucleotide messenger RNA. The record is from RefSeq and is a predicted model, not a curated record. Lineage: Eukaryota; Metazoa; Chordata; Actinopteri; Perciformes; Gasterosteidae.